Cynoglossus semilaevis (tongue sole) is the source of this 1922-nucleotide messenger RNA. It is a transcript of the gene fbxw9, whose product is annotated as F-box and WD repeat domain containing 9. NCBI's taxonomy places the organism in Eukaryota, Metazoa, Chordata, Actinopteri, Pleuronectiformes, Cynoglossidae. The transcript has 8 exons. The coding region runs from base 122 to 1909 and encodes 595 amino acids. Gene Ontology annotation, molecular function: protein binding. The record is from RefSeq and is a predicted model, not a curated record.
UAUUUGUUUUCCGAAAGUUGACCAUAGUGACGAAUGUCAACAGUGUUCUCACAUUGUAUUUAUUAUAUUUUUUUUUUUAUAAUUUAUUGUGCUAAUGCAUAGCUAAAUAACCUGAAAUGUAAUGACAGAACGGAGCAGAGAUGACAUUGAUGACAAGUUUAGAGUUUGUUUGAAGUCUAAAGUGAUGUCAGAAGUCAGGACAAACGCGGAUAUAGCUGGGGGAAUGACCAGUGUGGAGCAAGGAGGACCAGCUCAAGAUGAACCUUUCAAUCCUGAUUCACUGGGUAUUCAAGAUGCUGGCCACCCGUCUUCAGCUGCUGCCAGUCCCUCGCCUUCUGCUGAAAGUGGCUUGUUAUCAUUACCAUGGGAGUUGGUAACCCACAUUGCUUCACACCUUCCUGCUCAGUGUGUCAUCUCUGUGCUGCCACAGGUCUGUCAAACUUUAGGCAAUGUUGGUAAGGACAGUACAGCUUGGCAACUCCGAGCACGCAGAUUAACAGGAUCCCAGGCUCGUUUUCCGGUUGGGCCAAGGGAUGACUUUGAUUGGCCAGUUGCUUGCGUAGAGAUGGAACAGCUGACGACCUGCUGGACAAACCAUGCACACCUUUUGGCCAGAGAGAACCAAGAAGAUAAGGAGGACAUACCUCAAAUGAGACAGCAGCAAAGGGAAGGUAAAGAUAUGGAAGUGAAUCCAGAAGAUGAUGUCAGACUUGCUGAGGAGGAAGAAGGAGCAGGAGUGCUGGCAUUGGAGGCUGCAUAUGGUGCUGAUGAGGGAGUAGAUGUGGCAGUAGAAGGUGAGGAUGAUGAAGUACAGCCUAUUGAGGGUGAGGACCAACUAGCAAGUCUGAGAGAUGUCUUAGAAGUAGAACGGGACCACAGAGUACAGUAUGAUGCAACUGACGGAAACGACGCUGCUCCUAACCAUCAAGAAGACAUGGUGGAUCCUAGGAAUGAAGGUGACGGAGGAGAGGCAGCUGCAGGGCAUUAUCAACCUCCUCGAAGUCCCAGUCCACCUCCAGCACUGGAAUGCUUCACUGUGCACACAGACCACAUCGCCCAGGUGAACUCUGUUUUUCUUUUGGGAGAUGACAGAAAUGUUUGUGCCACUGGUUCCAGGGACUGGAAUGUGAAACUCUGGGAUCUGAAGGCUAAAUCUCGCAGUGCACCACUGCAAACCUUGGGAAGUCGGGGCAACUAUAGCACUCAUCAGGGCUGGGUCUGGUGCCUGGCAUCUCAGGGGUCAGAGCUGGCCUCAGGUGGAUUUGACAGUACAGUGAAAUUGUGGGACCUUCAGGCAGGAGGAGCAGAGAGAGGUGUGAUCAGAACAGGUGCUGCUGUUCUCUGCCUGCAAUAUCAAACAAACCUGCUGCUCGUGGGGGCGUUUGACAAGAGGGUCAGCAUGUAUGACACCAGAGUGGCUGAACCUCUGGUGAAAAGUGUUCGUCUCCAUAGUAACGCUGUAAUGUGCCUAGCUGCAGACGAUAACUACAUCAUCUCUGGCAGUAAAGACUGUACAAUGGUUGUCUAUGACUGCAGAGCUGACAAGAUCUUAAAGAAAAUUCGGCUCAGGUCCUACCUGCUGUCCAUGAGCUACUGUGGCAGUGAAGUGUGGGCAGGAGACAACAAAGGCAUGCUCCACUCCUUUUCCAUGCAGGCAGGAACCCUAAAACCUCUCUCCCGUUUCGAUGUGGGCCACACAGCAGUGGUCACUGGUAUCCACAAUUCCCCUGGUGCCCUUUACACCUGUUCAUCUGAUUGCACUGUCAAGGUCCACAUUCCCUGUGCCCCCCCAAGGACAUUAUGUACACUGCGCCACCAAGCUGGAGUCAAUGGGCUGAGUGUGAACGCUGGAGUCCUUGCUGUGGCCUCAGGGGACAUGUCUGUUGAAGUCUGGAGACCCAGAAAAUGAAGAGCGGCGGCAG